GUUAAGCAAAAAGAAAAUAUACAAUUGUUAAUUUAAUUUGCAGUAGAAUAAUUAAAUAAUGACAAAACUAUUGCAACGUGUAGAAAUUACAUUACGCAGCUUCUACAUUUUCAACUCGAGCUUUGGCCAAAGGGAAGGGGAGGAGCACAAGAAGAUUUUGUAUUACUAUCCCAAUGAUAUAGAACUGAACACAAAAAUCAAGGAUGUUGGAUUGAGUGAAGCCAUUAUAGCAUUUACAGGAACCUUCACCACCGAUCAUGAUUGUAAAGCCCUGCACACCCAGAAGACCACCCAGCUCUUUUAUCAACCCGAACCGGGUUAUUGGCUAGUCAUUGUCCUUAAUGUUCCCAAAGAGAUUAGGCUCAAGGAUGGCGUUGAGGUGGCUGAUUAUCGUGGCGGUGAAGUCUCCGAUCGCAUUUUCAGAGCUGUGCUCAGGCAAUGUUAUAAUUUCUAUCGCUUCCAAUAUGGAGAAUUCAGCAAUAAGUUGACGGCCACGAAUGUAGAGCAAUUGGAGUCACAGCGUCAGGCAUUGCAGGAGCAACUCCUCCAAUUCUAUGACAAAUAUUUGAUCAAGGUUAAAGAACUAUCAGGCAAUUGUGAUAUAAUGGAUAUGCUGCACUCUAUCCAGUAUUUGGCACUAGAUAAAAGUCUAUUCCUGCGUGCCCAAAACUUUAGCAUGUUGUGCGCCACCUUUCCAGCUAUUAAAGAGUGCAUUAUGCUCUACAAUCACCAGGUUGUGUGUGGGGGCAAGCUUAGCGCUGGGGAUUUAUAUAGUCUGCAUGCCUACAUUGUGGAAAAUGUAUUGUCCAAAGAGACAUCCUCUGCAACCAAUGAAGGAGAAGGUCGAUUUGUGAGCAGUGUACAAGAUGAGGUUACGCUGGUCGAUGCCAAUUUGCCGCCACCCCCUGUGCGUGUUCAUCUGUCCUUGGGUUCUCACCAUUUGCUCAUCUACCGGGCGUUAAAUGUUACGCUCUGCUUAUUCUUAGAUGCUUCAGCUGCUGAUCAAGCCGUACCCAAACCGGACUUCUACGAGGAAUUGCACGCCUAUAUGGGUCCCCAGCUUAUUUGCUUGGCCCGCGAUAUAGCGAACGAAAUUUGCAAGGAAAGCAUUAUAUCAUCAAUACUUGGAGGUGGAAUAGAAAAUGCUUCUGCUACGGCCGAUUCUUCGGCACCGAAAUAUCUCUUCAUUAAUGAGCAAAGCUUGCAGCAUCAUACGAAUAUAUAUAGACAUAGCAAAUCGCUUCCCAACAAUGUGAUGAGUAUCAUUGCGGAUCUAGCAAAUCCCAGUGAGAGUUGGACUAAUGCAGCAGCUGUCGCUGCCACUGAGGAGCUGCAAGUGAAAACCACUAAUGACUAUUGGAUUGUCAAGCGACGCUGCAACUGGCGGCAAUAUUAUGUGAUUCUAUGCAAUAGUAAGGCCACUCUUUUGGAUGUAACGCAGGAGGCAAAACGUAUAUUUGAACUGGAAUUCAGAGAUGAUGUAUUCUUUGACAAAUAAACAGGAGUAUGAGAUAAA
Drosophila willistoni is the source of this 1516-nucleotide messenger RNA. It is a transcript of the gene Ccz1, whose product is annotated as vacuolar fusion protein CCZ1 homolog. The record is from RefSeq and is a predicted model, not a curated record. Gene Ontology annotation, biological process: vesicle-mediated transport. The transcript has 4 exons. Gene Ontology annotation, cellular component: Mon1-Ccz1 complex; intracellular membrane-bounded organelle. The coding region runs from base 59 to 1498 and encodes 479 amino acids. Lineage: Eukaryota; Metazoa; Arthropoda; Insecta; Diptera; Drosophilidae.